This is a messenger RNA of Armigeres subalbatus, 3323 nucleotides long. RefSeq names its product zinc finger protein 91-like. Gene Ontology annotation, molecular function: DNA-binding transcription activator activity, RNA polymerase II-specific; RNA polymerase II cis-regulatory region sequence-specific DNA binding. Gene Ontology annotation, cellular component: nucleus. The transcript is spliced from 4 exons. Gene Ontology annotation, biological process: regulation of transcription by RNA polymerase II. Lineage: Eukaryota; Metazoa; Arthropoda; Insecta; Diptera; Culicidae. The record is from RefSeq and is a predicted model, not a curated record. Bases 214 to 2460 code for a protein of 748 amino acids.
UCAUCGUUGGGAAGAGCCCGAUAGCUGAACUCAGAAAGUGGUUUUUGUUUAUAUCAAUAGUUAGCAAAUAAUUAUAAGAUUUUAAACUUUUUUAGACCAUCUUUUUGGCUAAAUGUAUUAUUUGUAUGGGAGUUCAUAUUUAUGAUGUGACUAUUAUCAAGACAAUUAGAUUCAUACAUUCAAAUUCUAUAAUUAAACAGUAGUACAAAAGGAAUGGAUUGUGUUGAUAAUUUGCCCAGGAUUAGCGCCACUGUUCCGGAACGAUACCCAUGCAGCCAAUGUUCAUCCGUGUUUCGAGGGAAAGCAUUCCUGGCUCGUCAUAUUAAUCAGCAACAUCAACCAGUGAAGGCAUACCGAUGCACCCACUGCGAUGCUGCUUAUAAUUUGUUGAACAAUUUGUCUAUUCACCGGACCAUCCAUACCACCGGAAAUCCGCCGUUUAAAUGUCCCCAAUGCAAUAUCACAUUUCGUCGCCACGCUGCCCUGGUGGGUCACAUCGAGAAGCACUACGUCAGUGAGGAUCAUAUCUGUGCCAUAUGUGACGGCGUGUUUCGAACGCUGGACGAACUGAAGGCACACGUGUACGAAGGCCAUGAAAAUGGACUGCGACGACAGAAAAACAGUUUUAGAAUUGUUCCAACGCAGCACAAGAAGGACUUCAAAUGCAGUCUGUGUGAGGAUAAAGUGUUUUCUAAACGCAGCUUGCUUGAAAGACAUUUCCUCAUCCAUACCAAACGCAAGCCUUUCGCGUGUGACACCUGCGGAAAAUCCUUCAACCAGAAAAGCACACUCAAGACUCACUCGCUGGUGCAUACCAAAAUCCAGGAAUUUACCUGUCUCCUGUGUGGCUUGAAAUUCUCGCAAAAGGUCAAUCUACGGGUUCACAUGCUUCGAGUGCAUCCAAAACGAACCACAUGCCUGGAAGGCAAGCAACUGUGUCCAUUUUGUCCGUGCAUAUUCAAGAAACUCGGUAGUUUGAAUGCCCACAAAACAAAAAGACAUGCUGCUCUGUUGGCCGAAGCUUCCAAGGACCGUAAUAUUCCUGCAGAACCUACGUCGUGCGAACCAGUUUUAGGCAUUCUCUAUAAGUGCGGCAGCUGUGGAAGUGCAUUUCCGGAAAUGGCCGAACUGAACAAUCACAUGAGAGAACAUACGAAAGACAUUGAUGGAACUAAUCAACAAGCAUCGGAAAUAGUACAGCCCAUUGUGCCCAGUUGCAAUCGGCAACACUUACAAGGUCCCAAUGAACAAAGACGCCACGCUUGUGAUGUAUGUCCCGCAGCGUUCAAAAAAUCCAGUCAUCUUAAACAGCACAUAAAAUCUCAUUACGGGUUGAAAGGCAAUCGUUGCAACAUUUGCAAUAAAACAUUUACCACAAGCCACACUCUGAAGGUGCAUUGCAAUAGCCACAACCAAAAUUCACAACUUCAGUACAAAUGCGACCAAUGUGCGAGAAAUUUUAGUCUCCAGUCGAGCCUUCGAAGACAUCAAAAGCUUCACGAAAACCCUGAUAGGUUCUAUAAAUGCCCCUACUGUGAGCGAAUAUUUAAAUGGUUUCAGAACUGCAAGUCGCACAUCAAAGCCAAUCAUGCAGAAGCCGUGGAAGAUCUUCAGAGUCCAAUAGUUGCUCCUUCACAGCUAUUACAAUCGGACACCAUUCAAGCUGCUACUGAGCCUGAUGUCGGAGAAGAAAUGCUCAUCGAUCUGAGCAAUUUGCCGUGCAACGUAACCAUGGUGGACAUCAGCAAUUUGACGAACUGUAUCGUAAAAAUCGACGACCAGCUGUACGAGCUUCCGGUGCAGAUAGAAACGGACCAUCCAUUGAAUGAGGGUAUUGACUUGAGUGCGUUAAAUUCGUCAGAUCAAGUGAUUAUUCAAAACGAAGACGGAAUCGCCAUAGACAUUGCGCCACCGGAAGAAGCAAAUGAAGAAGUGAAUGAUUUUGAGGAGACAUUUGAAUCGGAAGAAAGUAAUAACGCUGUGAAACGUGCGCUCAAACCAAAAGAAAGGAAAACUUCUAAUAAAACAGAGCAGGAUCUUUUUGAGGAAGUCAUCCAAGAUGGGAAGAAAAAGUACAAUUGUAAAGAGUGCCAAAAAGUGUUCAAAAAGCCAGUGGAUUUACGAAGACACAUUCGAAGUCAUACAGGAGAACGCCCGUUCCGAUGCGAUCACUGCUCAAAGUGUUUCACCCUCAAAGCCGUCCUCGGGGCGCAUCUCAAAACGCACGAAGCUCGUCGAGAAAUGUUAACAUGCCCGGAGAAGGAAUGUGGCGGCCGAUUUUCCAGCAAAACAAGUCUGGAGCUGCACCGCCGCAUCCACACCGGCGAGAAACCGUUUCAAUGCGGUGUCUGUACGCUCACGUUCCGAACAUCAGGUCACAUGCAGGCACACAUGACUUCUCAUGCACGGAUGGCCAAGCGGCGAGAGCAAAACAAUUAUGAUUUUAUGUACCAGAAAUGAACAAUGGGUACAGUUCAUAUAAGAGACGUAAGGUUUAUAGUAAGAUAAUGAACCUUGGCGAUAAUGCAGAGAAAUUAUCUUUGAAAUAUUCAUCAAACCUGGAAUCAUAUUGUGUUUCAAUAACACUCCACUUAUGAUUUUAGUAGAAGAGUCUACAUUAACAAAUAAAUAAAUUUUAUAAAUUUCAACUAAAUAAAUCAUAAUUGUUGAUAUAUUUGCAAUAGUAGUGAUUAUUGUAUUUAAGCUAUAUAAAUUACAUUUUUUCACGAAUUAUUUAUCAAACAUGGAUUAUUUAAAACACUGACACGCUUGGCACUUUGGGUUCCUGAUUUAGUAUUACCACGUAUCACUGUAAUAACCAAAAGCCUUCGAAUGAGUUCGAAUUGGUAUAAUUUGUUUAUAUACCCUUAAUAGAACUUAUUUGUGUUUGGGAAAAUAGAGAAAUGCAUUCAGUGUCGGAAAAUUUUCACUUGCCCCACCCAUGGUAAAAAACAAUUUUUGACAGGCAAAGCAAAAAAAUAUUUUUUUCAAAAUUUUUGAUGUUCAUAUCAAUAUUUUUGUGGCUGGAAUUCAGAACUACAAAGAGAAACAACUUAUCAAUGCACUAAUUGAAUGUGUUAUGGAAACCAACAUAAAAAAAUAUUUGUAUUUAUUGACACGCAAAACAACUUGUGCAAAAGUUAAACUUGAAAGGUUAAUAAACUUUUACUCUCUCAUGUUGAAAUGGUCCAUUAUUUCAUGUUCCACUUAUUCAAUGCAUUGAUUUGAAUGGCCUUGUAUGAUUGUGAAGUGAAAUUGAAUAAUUCUGUGCUUCAUCAGUGAAAUACUUGGGGUUUUUUCACUUACCCCAUUUACCCACUUAC